Molecule: messenger RNA, 3834 nt
Organism: Oncorhynchus keta (chum salmon)
Lineage: Eukaryota; Metazoa; Chordata; Actinopteri; Salmoniformes; Salmonidae
Gene: dlst
Product: dihydrolipoamide S-succinyltransferase
Exons: 15
Coding region: 93-1514 (473 amino acids)
Biological process (GO): tricarboxylic acid cycle
Cellular component (GO): oxoglutarate dehydrogenase complex
Molecular function (GO): dihydrolipoyllysine-residue succinyltransferase activity
Source: RefSeq, a predicted model, not a curated record
GGACUUUGUGACUGUGGUAACUAGUGACGACCCAACUUGGCCUGCUGAAGGAGAUUCCCUUCCGCGGACAGGUUUCUGUCACUUUAGCCGCCAUGUUAUCCCACUCCCGGUGUGUCACUCGGAAUGUUAGCCGUUUUGUCGCUGUCAUUAGUCAGGGAAACAAUGUAUUGGCACGGCAGGCUGUGUCAGUCGUUUUAGAUUCUGCACGAGCAGGGAGUGAUUUACUGUUGUCAUCUGCUCCAGGACUGUCCGCUAGCCGUAGUGUCACAGUCAACAACCCAGCGAAAUGCGGAGCCAGGUCCAGCGUCUUCCAAACCAGAUACUUCAAGACGUCUUCAGCUUGCAGGAAUGAAGUUAUCACAGUAAAGACACCUGCGUUUGCGGAGUCAGUCACAGAGGGGGAUGUGAGGUGGGAGAAAGCGGUUGGUGACUCUGUCAAAGAGGAUGAGGUGGUUUGUGAGAUUGAGACGGACAAGACAUCAGUGCAGGUGCCGUCUCCUGCUGCUGGGGUGAUUGAGGAGCUACUGGUCCCUGAUGGGGAGAAGGUCGAGGGAGGACAGGCUCUCUUCAAACUCCGGAAAGGAGCUGUUGCUGCCCAAGCUGCAGAGGCCCCAGCAGCAGUAGCAGCUCCUCCACCCCCUGCUGCUGCCACACCUCCAUCCUUUGCUGCCUCUGCAGUGGGCCCCAUCCCCACCACAAUGCCCCCCGUGCCACCCGUGCCAGGAGCUGCCAUCUCUGCCACACCAGUUUCAGCCAUCAAACCCACUGCUGCCCCAGCCGCUGUUGCAGAUGGAAGGGGGAUACCAGCCAGGACAGAGCACAGGGUGAAGAUGAACCGUAUGCGUCUGAGAAUCGCUCAGAGACUGAAGGAAGCCCAGAACACCUGCGCUAUGUUGACAACAUUUAAUGAGGUCGACAUGAGCAACAUCAGUGAGAUGAGGAAAGCCUACAAAGAUACUUUCCUGAAGAAACACAACAUCAAGCUGGGCUUCAUGUCUGCAUUUGUCAAGGCUUCAGCAUACGCUCUGAUGGACCAACCUUCCGUCAACGGAGUAAUUGAUGACACCACCAAAGAGGUUGUGUACAGGGACUAUGUGGACAUCAGUGUGGCUGUAGCAACACCAAAGGGCCUGGUGGUGCCUGUGAUCCGUGGGGUGGAGGGAAUGAACUUCGCUGACAUCGAGAAGACCAUCAACGAGCUGGGGGAGAAAGCCCGUAAGAAUGAGCUGGCCGUGGAAGACAUGGAUGGCGGCACCUUCACCAUCAGCAACGGUGGUGUAUUUGGAUCAAUGUUUGGCACGCCUAUCAUCAACCCUCCGCAGUCUGCCAUCCUGGGCAUGCAUGGCAUCUUCGACAGGCCAGUGGCCAUCGGGGGCAAGGUGGAGAUCCGCCCCAUGAUGUACGUGGCUCUGACAUAUGACCAUCGGCUCAUCGAUGGCAGAGAGGCAGUCACCUUCCUGCGUAAGAUCAAGACUGUGGUAGAAGACCCCAGAGUGCUGCUUCUGGACAUGUGAGCCAGCCUCUCGGCAGUCACAACAAGCCACCCUUCACACAACAGUGGCUAUACCCUUCCUCCUGAUGAUGUUUAUUGUUGAAUAACUAGACAAAGUGAUACUUGAAAAGAGCGAAAGGUGCAUUGGACUUAUUGCAUGGCCUGAAAUGAUGAAAUAAUUUCUGCUAAAUGUUCUAUAUGUCUGGGCCAGGGGUUUCACUAAAACGGGUCUCUGGAGAUGGAGAGGGUGUUGUACAACGCAAAGCACCAUUUGCCAUUUUCUACCUACAAUAAAUAUUUGUCAAAUAAUUGUUAAUAUAAAUGACCAAAAAAAAAUUUGUUAUGUAUUGUUCAUUUAUUUUUUCUGAGAAAAGCUGGACUGCAAACAGUAAACACUAUAGACUAAGAGGUGGUACAUGGGACAGGUUUUUAUCCGUUGUUACACUGAAAUCACAGUGGGUCCUUAAAGCAUUUGUAAAAAAUCUGAUUCACACACACCCUAAGGAAAGUAUCUUUAUGUUGUGUAAAGAAAAAUAGAUUUAACAAAAUCUUAACUAUCCUUUUUGUUGUCUACUGUUUACAAAGACACUUGCCUUUUUUACAGAAUGCUCUCAAAAUGACUGACGAGGACAAUAAUUGAGAAACCAGGUGGCUGGUAUGGUUUAAAAUCGGCAGGGCUUGGAAGCUAAAAGAAAUAGAGAAGUUUGAAAGACACAUCACAAGUCCGUUUUAAUUUCUCAUGCACAAGUCAGUGGAUAGACUGAGCUGUGGUAAAUGUUUAGUUAUGAAGGCUAUGUACAGAUGACCAAGCAAAAAUACGAGGCUUUGCUUCUUUUUUAUUAACCUCAAAGUAUUUGACAAUGGAAAAAUGUUUCAUGCUUGGUUUGUAAGGAUGAUAUUCAUGGAUUCACUGAACAAAAAUAUAAACGCACCAUGCAAGAAUUUACAGAGUUACAGUUCACUCUUUACCCCUACCUACAUGUACAAAUGACCUCGACUAACCUGUAUCCCCGCACGUUGACUCGGUACCCCCUGUAUAUAGCCUCGUUAUUGUAACUUUUUAUUACAUUUCUUACUUUGAUACAUUUUUUCUUAUUUCUUGAACUGCAUUGUUGGUUAAGGGAUUGUAAGUAAGCAUUUCACUGUAAGGUCUACCUACACCUGUUGUAUUCAGCGCAUGUGACAAAUAACAUUUGAUUUGAUAUAAGGAAAUAAAUUCAGCAUCUGGUGUGUCCACCAUUUGCCUCAUGCAGCACAACACAUCUCCUUCACACAGAGCUCUCGAUUCUGCAAACCCACAGUUUCCUCGUGUGGCUACUCUGACGAUCCUGCAGGUGAAGAAGAAUGUGUAGGUCCUGAACUGGUGUGGUUACACGUGGUUGUGAGGCUGGCUGGUUGCACUGCAAAGUUCUCUAAAAUGACGUUGGUGGCGGCUUACGGAAGAUAAAUUAACAUUACAUACUCUAGCAACAGCUCUCGUGGACUUCCUGCAGUCAGCAUGGUAAUUGCACGCUCCCUCAAAACUAGUGACAUCUGUGGCAUUGUGUUGUGUGACAACCCAUUUUAGAGUAGCCUUUUAUUGUCCCCAGCACAAGGUGCACCUGUGUAAUGAUCAUGCUGUUUAAUCAGCUUCUUGAUAUACCACACCUCUCAGGUGGAUGGAUUAUCUUGGCAAAGGAGAAAUGCUCACUAACAGGAAUGUAAAAAAAAACAUUAACAAAAGUUGAGAGAAAUACAUUUGUGUGUAUGGAACAUUUCUGGGGUCUUAUUUCAGCUCAUGGGACCAACACUUUGUUGCGUUUAUAUCUUUGUUCAGUAUAUUAACAGAAAUAUUGCUUGUCAUUUUUAUGACAGAAGUACCCCAAAAGUCAGCUGAUAAAGAGUACACUUUAAACUCUUGCCCAUCUUGCCCUACCAUAUGUCAAAAGGACAGGUGAGGUUUACACUAGCCUCUAUCAUUCAAACAUGGAGGUUGGUUGUUGCAGGGUUGACAUGUUAGCUGUGUGUCUGCUGCUCUGAAUUAUACUUCUAAUCUAUCAUCUUUCUUUGGGAAGUAAGAUGCUCAGGAAGUAGCACCAGAGCUGGGGCUUCAACUAUUUUAGCCACAAGGGGGCAGUGGCUGCCCAAAACAGUUCAAGCUGCAUUUAGGCCAGAGACACACAGGUAGUCUGUUGGCAUGUUAACUUGACAGUGCCUUCCAGGAGACACCAUUGAAGAAGGGGUGACACUUGAUGUCACUCACACCACCGCCUCCAGAGCCCAAACGAUAACCAGGAUCAAACUGCAGCAGCUGUGGAACAUGUAAUUGUCACUCAUUCAGAAAUACAUGACUUUGUACAAUG